AUGAUUCGUCGUAUUCAGUAUUAUCAUGCACCAUGUCAAAGGCGUUCAUCAGCUCUGCCUUGUUUCUACGAUAAAAAGCAUUUUUGUUUUUGUUAUGACUAUCAUCCGCAACGCUUAGCGAAUUGUUUAGAUUUCAAUCAUAAGAUAAGACACAAUUGCCUCGGCCAAAGCAGUUGUGAGAGUGGUGCUCAAUGUUUUCAAGACAAUCCGAUGUGUGUAUGUCCUACCUAUUUCUAUGGCAGACUAUGCCAAUUUAGCUCAAAUUGUUUCGGUCUUUCGCUUGAUGGUAUUUUGGGUUAUCAUAUUCUGCCACACAUUAGCAUUGUACAUCAGCCAAUUGUUGUAAAAAUCAGUAUCAUGUCGACUAUAGUCCUGACCAUGACAGGACUUAUUGAUGGUAUUCUUUCUGUGAUCACAUUUAGGAACAAAACGCUUUGGUGUGUCGGUAGUGGCAUUUAUCUAUUUGCUACAUCUAUCACUACUCUGUUAACGACGAUUGUUUUUGCACUGAAAUUUUGGAUACUUGUUGUUGCACAAAUGGCAUUUAAAAUGAAACGUUCGUUUUUGCAUUUCAGUGCAUUUCGAUUGAUUGUCUUCUUCAAAUUUGCCUCAACAUGGGUCGAUGGUUGGUUGCAUGUGUGGCUAUCGAACGAGCAUUAA
Messenger RNA from Rotaria socialis, 660 nucleotides. The record is from the annotation of a GenBank genome assembly. NCBI's taxonomy places the organism in Eukaryota, Metazoa, Rotifera, Eurotatoria, Philodinida, Philodinidae.